AUACGCCGUAACACCACUCAACCCCAUCCAAUCAGAAAUCAGCUCAGAGUGACGUAACUUAGGUCAACGUUAGCAUAGCUCGGACCAGAUUUUGCGCUGACCGUGAAGCGACUUGAGCCGCCUAAAAAGUUUGUAUUUUACACCAAAAAGUGCCCUAUGAUUUACCAUCACUACAAGCGGGAGACAGGCUCAUUAAUGGUGUAUUUUUUACUUGCUAGCCAUGUAGUUUAAGACAGUUUUACUUCGUACACCACCGCGGAUUAAGAGAUAUUUGCUCUAAGCUAACUCAGCUUGCUAGCUAACUGGCUAACUCGGAAGGCUACUGCUUUCCGGUGCUGUUAGGAAACUAACAUUGAAAACCCUUAAAGAAAUUUAAAACGUAGUUGCUGCUGUGCUUUGCUGAGGUACUUGUGAGAGAUGGGAAGAGAGAAGGAAGGAGAGGCGAAGACCAAACACAAACCGACCAAACUGAAGAGGCUGAAUGGCUGUGAGAGCGCAGGUGCGGGGGAAAAUGUCAAGAACAGCACCAAGCAAACCAAGUCUAAAGAGAAAACCGAUCAUGGAAAACCUCAUAAGAAGGUCAAGACAUUGAAGACAGAGACCCUGGAGUCCUCCACCAGUGCCAGUGAGCUGGUAAAAGAAGAGCCACAGGAAGAUGACUUCACAACCAAAAAGAAAGGGGUGAAAAGGAAAAGAAUUAAAGACGAACCCGUUGAAGCCUCUUCACAGUCUUCUGCUUCACCCAGUUCAAAGAAAAGAAAUAAGGAGAAUGGCCACAGAGAAGGAAGCGAUGAAGAAAGUCAGAAGAAGUCAAAGAAGGGAAAAGAAAAGACGGUAAAGAAAGAGGAAGGAGAGCAUCCGGUCUCAAAAAAACCGAAGAUGACAAAGGAGGAAAUUGAGGAAGCGAGACAGUUGAAGAUCAAAAAGAAAGAGGAGGAGGAGCAGAACCGCUGGAGAUGGUGGGAGGAGGAAAAGUAUGAAGAUGGGGUGAAAUGGAAGUUCUUGGAGCACAAUGGGCCCUACUUCCCCCCUGAGUACCAGCCUCUACCUGACACUGUUCACUUCUACUAUAAUGGUGAGAAGGUGAAGCUGAGCCCGGCAGCUGAGGAGGUGGCGCUGUUCUUUGCCCAGAUGUUGGACCACGAGUACACCACGAAGAAGGUGUUCCGGGAGAACUUCUUUGAAGACUGGAGGAAGGAAAUGACCGACGAGGAGAGAUGUCUGAUUCAGGAUCUUGACAAGUGUGACUUUGGAGAAAUCCAUGCUAUGCAUAAAGCCAAAGUGGAGGCGAGAAAAAACAGGACCAAGGAGGAGAAACAGGGUUUGAAAGACGCCAACCAGAAGAUAGUGGAUGAAUACGGUUACUGUAUGCUGGACCACCAUAAAGAACGCAUCGGAAACUUUAAGAUUGAGCCUCCAGGUCUGUUCAGAGGUCGAGGCGAGCAUCCCAAACAGGGCAUGCUGAAGAAAAGGAUCCAACCGGAGGACGUCAUCAUCAACUGCAGCAAAGAAUCCCGUAUCCCUGUGCCGCCUGCUGGCCACUGCUGGAAGGAAGUUCGACAUGACAACUCUGUGACGUGGCUGGCCAGCUGGACAGAAAACAUCCAGGGCUACAUAAAGUACAUCAUGCUCAACGCCAACUCAAAGCUCAAGGGAGAGAAGGACUGGGAGAAAUAUGAGGUUGCUCGUAAACUCAAGACGUGUGUGGACAACAUCCGGAACCAGUACCACCUAGAUCUGAAGUCUAAAGAGGUCGUCAGACGCCAGAGAGCUGUGGCUCUGUACUUCAUAGACAAGUUGGCCCUGAGAGCUGGUAAUGAGAAAGAGGAGGGAGAGACGGCAGACACAGUGGGCUGCUGCUCGCUUCGUGUCGAACACAUCACCCUGCAUGAGCAACUCGAUGGCAACGAGUGUGUGGUGGAGUUUGACUUCCUGGGUAAAGACUCCAUUCGCUACUACAACAAGGUCCCUGUGAUCAGCAAGGUUUUUAAUAAUCUAAAACGUUUCCUGAAGAACAAGCAACCAGGAGACGACCUCUUUAACCGCCUUAGUACGGCCAUGCUGAACAAACAUCUGAGUUCUCUGAUGCCUGGUCUGACGGCCAAAGUGUUCAGGACGUAUAACGCCUCCAUCACCCUGCAGCAACAGCUCAAAGAGCUCAGCAACAAGUCCGACAACGUGGCAGAGAAGCUGCUGUCCUACAACAGGGCCAACAGAGCAGUUGCUAUUCUCUGUAACCACCAGCGGGCGCCGCCAAAGACCUUUGACCAGUCUAUGACCAACCUUCAGGGCAAGAUUGAUGCCAGAAAGGAGCAGCUAUCCCUCGCUAAGACGGAGCUGAAAGAAGCCAAGAAGGAGGCCAAGAAAAAAGGCAACUCAGACCCCAAGCUGCAGACGGUGGUGAAACGAAAGAAAGCAGCGGUGAAGCGCUGUGAGGAGCAGCUGCUGAAGAUGGAGGUCCAGGCAACAGACCGAGAGGAGAACAAGCAGAUCGCUCUGGGUACCUCAAAGCUCAACUACCUGGAUCCACGUAUCAGUGUGGCCUGGUGUAAGAACAUGGAGGUACCUGUAGAGAAAAUCUACAAUAAAACCCAACGGGAUAAAUUCGCCUGGGCCAUCGACAUGACAGAGGCAGACUUUGAGUUCUAACUUUAAACUUCCAAACCUCCCAUCUCACCGGCUGGUUACCGAGACGCAAUUAAGGAAACAUCCACGUCAUAGUAGAUACAGUACUUUAAUAUUGCAUUUUUAGUAUGUUCAUAGACUACUGAUGUACCUCAGAUCGUGUAAAACACCAUCCACCUCUGCCCUCGUGUUGUUUUCUUCACUUCUGUUCAUUUCUGUUUGGUGCUUUUGGCACUUUAUUUUGGAGAUUGUUGUUAGUUGCUUUGUUUGCACAUUUUGUUUGCAAUAAUUUGAAUAAAGGUUCCUGAAAUGCAGUGAAGUGACAGAUGUGGGUACAAUUUGUCAAAACACAUCUCGUUGUAAAAGCUUCAUUCCACACAGACGUCAGAAUAAGUGACAUUAUAGAAGAUUAAUUUCUGUCAGCCUAGUUGACCUUAAAGUAGAAUACCAAAAUGUGAAUUCAGCACAUUAUAAACAAGGCAGACCAAAAACCAUGCAACACCGAGACGUUCUAGAUAAUUUUCAUCAUAAAAUACAGUUCUGGCUUGAAAAAAUAAAUACAGAAAAACACUGUGAGCACCUCAGAGUUGGUUGUAUUUUUAAAAA
Messenger RNA from Amphiprion ocellaris (clown anemonefish), 3231 nucleotides. RefSeq names its product DNA topoisomerase I, mitochondrial. The record is from RefSeq and is a predicted model, not a curated record. Gene Ontology annotation, molecular function: DNA topoisomerase type I (single strand cut, ATP-independent) activity; DNA binding. The coding region runs from base 418 to 2649 and encodes 743 amino acids. Lineage: Eukaryota; Metazoa; Chordata; Actinopteri; Pomacentridae. Gene Ontology annotation, biological process: DNA replication; DNA topological change; chromosome segregation. The transcript is spliced from 19 exons. Gene Ontology annotation, cellular component: nucleolus; chromosome.